Acaulospora morrowiae is the source of this 256-nucleotide messenger RNA. The record is from the annotation of a GenBank genome assembly. Lineage: Eukaryota; Fungi; Glomeromycota; Glomeromycetes; Diversisporales; Acaulosporaceae.
CUGCAAUAGCAUGUAAAAAAUAUGAAGUCUCAGUAUGUCCAUCGAACUGUGAAUUCAAUAGCCCAAAUGAAAACUAUUCAAUAGGCCUCGCUGUUUCUUUUAAUGAAAAAGCUAUGACCCGACAAGCACUCAGCUUAUAUUGGAAAAACAUCAAGUUCUUAAAUGACCUCUUAGUUUAUCAAUCAAGCUGCAAACUCACAUGGCAAGAAUUCAAUACUCAUUUUGAUCCGAUUCCUAAGGGCUCAACACCUUCCUG